Chiroxiphia lanceolata (lance-tailed manakin) is the source of this 1681-nucleotide messenger RNA. It is a transcript of the gene RETREG1, whose product is annotated as reticulophagy regulator 1. The record is from RefSeq and is a predicted model, not a curated record. Gene Ontology annotation, biological process: negative regulation of neuron apoptotic process; reticulophagy. Gene Ontology annotation, cellular component: endoplasmic reticulum membrane. Lineage: Eukaryota; Metazoa; Chordata; Aves; Passeriformes; Pipridae. The transcript is spliced from 10 exons. The coding region runs from base 29 to 1612 and encodes 527 amino acids.
GCCGCAGCCCGGCGGCCGCCACCGAGCCAUGGCGAGCGCGGCGGUACCCGCGCAGCCCCCUGAGCCGGAGGCUCCGGAGGAGCAGGGCCCGGCUGCGGCCGGGGAUACAGAGCGCACGGAAGUGUCAAGCGGGGCCGGGGCGGCGGCGGUGCUGGGGGAGACGGGGCUGGCCGUGAGCUGCUGCAUCGCGGCGGCGCUGAGCUGGGAGCGGCCCCUCCGCAGCCUGGGCGGCUUCGUCUGCGCCAACCUGCUCUUCUGCAUGAUGUGUGAUGAUGAGGAGGAGCCUCGGAGCGAAGCUGAGCAGGGCGGCUGCAGCACACGCCGCCGGGAACUUGCAUUUCCCGCAGCCGAGAUAAGCCGUGGGCCCGCAUUUCUCUGCAGAGUUUUGAAACCUCCUGGAAUCAGGCCCCGAGCCCAUAGGUUUCUUGCACUGACCUCUUGGAGAGUCUAUCAUCUAACUUCUCUCAUAAUACUUGGAGUGCUAAUUCUUCAGAUCAUGAAGGAUUUGAUAUUCUCAAGGAUAAAAGGUGCAAAGCUUUGGAGGACCAUCACUGGCAACUGGAAAGUCAUCGAUUCCAGGCAAGACUACAGACCCAGAAUAAAUCAGUGCAUUUCAGAAACACUGAUGAAUUUAUUUGUAUUUCUUCAAGAAAUGUCCCACUUCAAGGAACAAAACCCUGGCAAGUUUUGCCUACUAGUCUGCAGCAUAUGUACAUUUUUCACUGUCUUGGGAAGUUACAUUCCUGGAGUUGUCCUCUCCUAUGUCUUGUUAUUGUGUGCCUUUUUGUGUCCCUUCCUUAAGUGCAAUGAAUUUGGACAGAAAGUGUACAGCAAAAUUAAGGCUGUUCUGAUGAAACUAGAUUUUGGAAUAGUGGAAUAUAUCAACCAGAAGAAAAAAGAGAGAUUUGAAACAGCAAAAACAAAACCCACAGAAGAUGACAGUGAAUUAGACAUAUCAGCUCUGUGUCCUAAGGUUAGUCCUGCAGUCGUUGCCAAAGAGCUGUCAGUGUCUGACACAGACGUAUCGGAAGUAUCUUGGACCGAUAAUGGGACCUUUAACUUGUCCGAGGGGUAUUCUCCACAGACAGACACAUCUGAUGAUUUUGACCGACCUAGUGAUCAUGAAGAAGCUUUCGCUAGAGAUCUUUUAGAAUUCCCUUCUUUAGAAAAUGGUGCCGGAACAAAUGAUGAUGAUGACUCAAGCAUCGGAAUGCCCAUCCAUCAAAAACGAAGAAAAGAGCAAACAGAUUUCAAGGUGGAUCACGCUUCCAGACAGAGUAAAGAGAGACCACCCACUGCAGGGUUGUCCUUGCCUUUGACCAGUGACCAAACCUUUAAUUUAAUGAGUGGAAUUGCUGGUGAUGUCAUCACAGCCGCGGUGUCUGCUGCCAUCAAAGAGCAGUUGCAGUCCACACUGCAAGCUCCCUCACAUGCAGCACCCAGUUUGAGCGAGGAGACAGACACAGAGGAAGCUGAUGAUUUUGAACUGCUUGACCAGUCUGAGCUAGAGCAGAUUGAGAAAGAAUUGGGACUUUCACAAGGCCAAGAAGCUGAAUCCCAGGAAAAGAAAAAGUCUUCAGGCUUUCUUUCAAAUCUGCUUGGAAGUCAUUAACCUGGUAACAUAGAAGAAAUUAAACAUAAAACACAAAAAAAAUCAUCAAAUGCAAAAAAAAAAAAAAAA